Molecule: messenger RNA, 1314 nt
Organism: Westerdykella ornata
Lineage: Eukaryota; Fungi; Ascomycota; Dothideomycetes; Pleosporales; Sporormiaceae
Product: DUF171-domain-containing protein
Exons: 3
Coding region: 1-1314 (437 amino acids)
Source: RefSeq, a predicted model, not a curated record
AUGGCAAAAUCACGCACCAAAACACAUAAUCAGGAGACGAAGAGCAAGAAAAGAAAGGUCUCUUUCAUAGAGCAAGAGAAUGACGAGGACUCGACGGUAUACGAUGCCGAAGUGGAGAAAGAGACCACGCCGGCAAGCCCAGCACAUGCUCCCAAGCGUGCGCGUCAAAGUACUGGCGAUUUGGAUACUUCGAAGCCGUCUGCAAUUUUCAAGCCGAAGCGAGGGCGGCAGUGGACGCUGAGCAUUGCUCUGCCGGGAAGCUUCAUUGCCAACACAAAAGCCAUUGACCAGAAGAAUGAGCUCGCAGGCCGAAUUGCCCGUGCAGCUGCCGUGUUCUGUGUCGACGAAGUCAUCAUCUUCGACGAUGCGCCCGACAAAAUCCCUCCCCAGCUCGCCCACAUGCAAGGAAAAGGGAAAAACGCAAAGAGCAAAGCGCAGAUAUUGAGCGAAUUAGCAGAAGACCAAGAGCCCUGGGACAACCCGGACCAAUUUCUCUACCAUAUCCUCACUUACCUUGAAACCCCCGGCCAUCUGCGAAGGGUCUUGUUUCAAGGGCAUCAUCCGAACCUGAAGGGGGUGGGUAAGUUACCGACGCUGGAUAUGCCUCAUCAUAUGAGGCAAGACGAGUGGCUUCAGUACCGGGAAGGCGCGGCUUUCGCACCGCCGGAACGAAAUAGACGAAAAUCUGGAGGGGCCGAGCCCGAGGAGACGCUCAUUGACUGUGGGUUCAAAUAUCCUGUCAAAGUACCCUGUGCAAUACCGGCAGGGAGCAGAGUGACGCUUAAGUUUGCGGAUGCGGAAGCGCCAAAGGGCUGGCCGCACUUGACGGAAGUGCAAACCGCGGAACUGGAAGUAGAGCCGACGUCACCGACCGCGCCUCGUGAGGAAGCUGGAUACUAUUGGGGAUUCAGCGUACGGAAAGCAGAUUCCUUGUCCGCGGUAUACCAGGAGGCACCCUUCGCAGACGGGUACGAUUGCACCAUAGGGACGAGUGAGCGAGGGGUCCCGCUAUCCUCCAUCAUGCCCGGCGCGCCCUCUCUCCCGGAAAAGUCCGAGUCGACUGGAGAAUUCGAUAAACUACCGGAUAAGUUCAACCAUCUCUUACUUGUCUUCGGCGGCGUUACUGGCUUGGAGACAGCGGUCGCAUCCGAUCCCAUAUUGAGCAAGAAGGGUCUGAGGAAGGAGAACGCGCAUGAAGCGUUUGAUCUCUGGGUGAACCUCGUUCCAGGUCAAGGAAGCAGGACGAUUAGGACGGAAGAGGCUGUUUGGUUAGGUUUGAUGGGGACGAGGGAGUACGUCAAUUCCAUGUCUUGA